Molecule: messenger RNA, 436 nt
Organism: Tetrahymena thermophila SB210
Lineage: Eukaryota; Ciliophora; Oligohymenophorea; Hymenostomatida; Tetrahymenidae
Exons: 2
Source: RefSeq, a predicted model, not a curated record
AUUUAAUAACACUGAUUUAUAUUAUGAUGAACAAUAUAAUAUAUUAUUAGGAGUUACAGGUAAGCUUGCAUAGGUUAAUUUAAUGAAUAUUCCUGGCAUUUAAUAACUGUUUAUCUACUAAUGCGUUAGUGAGUUUGAAAAUAAUUCAGUUUACUUUUAUAAAUAAGAAACAAGCCUCAUUAUAGCAGACAAUACCCCUAUUUUAUAUUUAUUCAAUUACCUCACUUAAAAUACUACAGAAGUUAAAAUAUAAAUCCGUAAUAUUAUAGGUAUGCUGAUGGAUGAAAGCAAAAAAGUUGUUUUUGUAUACUCAAAUUAAUUUAUUCAAAUGUAUUAAUUUCCUAGCAUGUUUUUCUAAAUACCUAAUUAAAUUUAAUUAUAGCUUAGACAUCUACCCACAUUAUAUCUUUCGACUUAACAGAGACUGUGUAUGCAA